AUGGGAGUUGAAAAAGAGGAAAGUAAGGAAAAUGGAGGUGAGGAGGAGGACAAGGAGAGGGGGAGGGGAGAGGAGGAGCAUAAGGAGGAAGGGCAGGAAGGAAAAGAGGAGGGGAAAGAGAGGAGUGGGGAGGAAGAAGAGGGAGGUACUGUCAUAAAAGAAACCGAGAAACAAAUUGGAAGCGCUGAGGAAGAAGGGGCAAAGAAGCCCCCCAAACGAUUCAGCUUAGAUGAUAUCAUCAUCAGCUCUGAGUCAUCCACGACAGCAUCUUCCCUGAUUAUAACCUCCGGAAGUAGCAAGUCGUCCUCACACUCCCAGAGUCCUGUAGUGAGCGAGAUCUUCCGAGACAGCGGCAUAAAAGAUGAAAUCACUGAGUCUGAGAAGGGACAGAUCGAUUCUCUCAGGAGGUCAUCGAAGGAAGUUAAGGAGGAAACUGGCCAGGAGGCAGAUGUUUCAGCCCAAGGAUCAAAACAGGAAGGUGCUGAAGCAGAAUCUGGAGAACUGGCCUUCCUCGAGGAAGAAAGACGAAAAUUAUCCCAGCUCAAAUCAGGGGGUCCCGAGGAGUCAAUGGUGUCCACCUCCACAGAGGACACCUUGUUCCAGAAGGAGGAGGCCUCCAAGGUGUAUCCUUUGACCAUGACCUGGUCCUUUGGAUGGAACAGUUUCCUCCCUGUCUACUACCUCCGGGAGAACCAGAGAGUCAUUCUCUAUGUCUGUGCGCACACUGCUGUCAUCUACAAUGUCUUCAGGAACACCCAGUACCACCUUCAGGGCCACCCUAAUAUCAUCUCCUGCCUCUGUGUCAGUGAAGACAGGCGAUGGAUCGCCACAGCGGACAAAGGGCCAGACUGCCUCAUCAUUAUAUGGGACUCCUUCUCAGGAAUCCCAGUGCACACCAUAUUUGACAGCUGUCCAGAAGGUAAUGGCAUAAGGUCAAUAGCCAUCACCCGUGACGCCAAGCUUCUGGCUACCAUCUCUGAUGCCGAAAUCCAGAAAGUGUGCAUCUGGAAGUGGACCUUGGCAGUGGAGACGCCCGCAUGCACCCUUGAGCUUCCCAAAGAGUAUGGUUUCCAGAACUACCUCACCUUCAACCCCGCGAACAACAGGGAGCUGGUGAGCAACAGCAAGACACAGGCUGUCUAUUACUCCUGGCAUGAAGAGAAGGGUAUGCUUGCUCACAGUGCCCCGAUUUUAACAGAGAAAACGUUCAACAAACUCGUGGGAAAAUUCAGCCAGUCUGUCUUUCACUUGAAGUUAGCACAAAUACUUUCGGCCACGAAGGAAGGGAAGCUUGUUGUCUGGGAUAUCCACUACCCCCCAUCGUCCUCCGUGUCGGCCUUUCCCUUCAUCAAGCCUCGAAAAUUGGUCCAUUUACAGAAGGAAGGCAUCACCGUCCUCACCACAGUCGACAACUACAUUGUCACAGGUGAUGUUAAGGGUAACAUUAAGUUCUACGAUCACACCCUGUCUGUUGUCAACUGGUACAGUAACUUCAAACUAGGUGCCAUAAGGACGCUGUCCUUUUCCAAGAACCCAGCCAGUCUACCUACAGAGAAAUCCAGCCUCCCCACAGACUGCACGUUAAAAGGUGACCUUUUCGUCGUCAGGAAUUUUAUUAUCGGAACAUUUGAUGCUACCGUGUACCACAUGACGGCAGAUGGCACCAAACUCGAGAAGCUCUUUGUGGAGCCCAGGGAUGCCGUCUAUGCCAUCUCCUGCCACCCGUACCAACCCCUCAUCGCGGUCGGGAGUGUCUGCGGGAUGAUCAAGGUGUGGGACUAUGAGAAGAAGGUGUAUCUGUUCAGCAGGACCUUCGAGAAGGGGCUUGGAGUGCAGAGUCUGAGCUACAACCCCGAAGGAACCCUGCUUGGAGCUGGAUUCACCGAGGGGACAGUUUAUAUUCUUGACGCGAUGUCUUUAGAGAAUGAAAGUCCAGAACCCUUCAAAUAUUCCAGAACUAGCAUCUCGCACGUCAGCUUUUCACACGAUUCCAAUUACAUGGCUACUGCUGAUGUCAGUUUCACCGUGGCUGUGUAUAUGGUGGUGGUCAAAAACGGACAAAGGGUCUGGGAGUACCUGGCGAGACUCCGUUCCCAUCAUAACAGCAUCCGAAGCCUCUUGUUCGGAGUUCAUCUGGACAGCAAUGAGCCCAGGCUGCUGAGCCUCGGGAAAGACAGGUUCCUGAUAGAGUACAAUCUCAUGAAGAGCUACAAAGACCACCUGGUAGUCCUGGACAUCCACCGGACCGACCAGGGGACCUACCCCACCUGCAUGAUCUGGUACCCGCCGCUCACCAAGGAGCUCUUCCUACUCAUCUGCAACAGCUGCUACAAAGUGAAGCUUUUCAACUCCACCACGAAGAUGUGCAGAAAGACAAUUCUUGGACCGGCUUAUGGGUCUCCUGUUGAGCACACACAGGUGCUCCCCGUUAGAUCCACGUUAGAGCUGAAGAAGCGUUACCUGGUGUUCAUCAACAAAGACAAGGUUGGACUCCAGAUCUUACCAGUUGAUGGCAACCCACACAAAACAUGUGCUAUCGUUUGCCACCCAAGCGGGGUGGCUGGAAUGGCCCUUUCCUAUGACGGUCGCUAUGCCUUCACAUCCGGAGGCCAAGAUUGCUCAGUGGUUCAGUGGGAAAUCAACUUAAGUGCCCUGGAGGCGGCCGUUUCUCUUGGGGGCGAAGACUUGACCCCAUUCUACGGUCUGGUGCCUGGUGGCAGAGAAGGAAAAUUCUACAGGGAGCUGGAGGACUACUUCUACUAUUCUCAGAUUCGCAGUCAAGGCAUUGAUACGAUGGAGACCAGGCAGGUGUCGGAACAUAUCUGUCUGUCGGAGCUCCCUUUUGUCAUGAGAGCGAUCGGCUUUUACCCGUCAGAGGAGAAGAUUGAGGACAUGCUUAACGAGAUCAAGUUUAGCGAGUACGUGGACACAGGGAAGCUGAUCGACAAAAUCAACCUGCCGGAUUUCCUCAAGGUUUAUCUUAAUCAUAGGCCGCCCUACGGAAACACCAUGGCCGGCAUCCAGAAGAGCUUUAACAUACUGGGUUUCACCAAUUCCCAAGGGAAAAAGGUUAUUCGCAGAGAAGACUUCCUGAACUUGCUCCUCACUAAAGGCGAGCACAUGACAGAGGAGGAGAUGUAUGACUGCUUCACGACGCUGUUUGGCCUGAAUCCUGAGGGGUGGAAAUCCGAGCCUGCAGCCACCCCUGUCAAAGAUUCAGAAAUCUGCCUUGAAGAAGAACUUCCAGACGAAAUCACCCCAGAAAUAUUCGCGACUGAAAUUCUUGGCUUGACCAUUUCUGAGACUUCCGGACUGUUGAAUUAGUGAAGUCCCUGGGAAUGCUGGAGGCACAAAGCACUCCAGGUGCUUGCACGUGCAGGCGCGCGUGCCUUUUCCAAGGGGUGUUCCUUUUCUGUACACGCCUGCCCCACCCUAAUCUUCAGAGCAUUUAGACAUUAAAAGCCACUUUCUCUUAAGACAAUGGAAUUCACACAGUUGGACAUUGCACUGUCUGUGAAAGAGAAGAGUGGGUGAAGGUGCGAACAGCCUGACUCGGGGUGGGGGUCUCAGCCAGUAGCAGGCCUUCCUCAUGGCGUGUAUGCUGCUUCAUGGAAGUCUUAGCCGCUCACGCCCUUCCUUUGGAGCACUGUCUGUACUGCUGGCCUCUGUGGCUGGGAGGAGGAGUUCUGGGCUCCUGGGAGUAGCAGACUAUUUUCUUUCUCAGCAGAAUACCCAAGCAGUUGUGCGUGGCCGUUCCAACGAGCAUCACUG
Molecule: messenger RNA, 3771 nt
Organism: Microtus ochrogaster (prairie vole)
Lineage: Eukaryota; Metazoa; Chordata; Mammalia; Rodentia; Cricetidae
Gene: Cfap251
Product: cilia and flagella associated protein 251
Cellular component (GO): sperm flagellum
Molecular function (GO): protein binding
Source: RefSeq, a predicted model, not a curated record